AGCAAUUUUGGCGCGCUAGACUUUUUUUGAUGCACGCACAUUUGCAUGAUCAAAGAAUUUUUUCAGGAAGAAUUUUUGUAUUUUGCGAGGAUUUGUAGAAAAAUCUUCAUAUCAGACUCUGUUGAGCAGAUGUUGUGCUAGAAUGGCGAACAUUGCGGUCGAUAAAGAUGCAUUCUACCGGCGAAUGAAGAAAAUAUACGAUGAAUGGGAGAAUGAAACAGAGAAUAGCAAGCUGCACUCCUUGGAUGCUAUCGCUUCAGCGGUUGGUGUUGACGAGGAUAUAGUGUAUGCAAAGUCAACUGCUCUUCAGACAUGGCUGUUUGGCUACGAGCUUACCGAUACCAUCAUGGUGCUCUGCAAAGAACACAUCUACUUCCUAGCCAGCAAGAAGAAGGUGGAGUUCCUGCGUCAGGUUGCUUCCAACCGAGAGAAGGAGAACCAGAACGGGGUGCCCCAGAUCACUCUCCUGACCCGAGAGAAGGGAGAUUCCAACAAAGCAAAUUUUGAGAAGUUGGUAGCUGCUAUCAAAGGAAGCAAGGAGGGCAAGAAAAUUGGUACAUUCCAGAAGGACAAGUUCCCAGGUGACUUCAUGGAGGGAUGGAGGACAGCGCUAACCAACGGAGGCUUCCAACAGGUUGAUAUCAGCCCAGACUUUGCCCGUAUGAUGGCUGUGAAGGAGGAGAAAGAGAUCAAUAUGAUCAAGAAAGCUUGUCAGGUGACCUGUGAUGUAUUCACAAAGAAACUCAAAGAGGACAUCAUGGAGAUCGUUGAUGCUGACAAAAAAGUAAGACACAACAAGCUUGCUGAGAGUUUAGAACAGGCCCUGGAAGAGAAGAAAUACUUGGGUGGUGUGGAUCCGUCACAAGUCGAGAUGUGCUAUCCUCCCAUCAUUCAAAGUGGAGGCAUCUAUAAUCUCAAGUUUAGUGUGGUCAGCGAUGAGCACAAGAUGCACUUUGGCGCUAUCACAUGUUCCAUGGGUGUGAGGUACAAGUCCUACUGUUCCAACAUAGUUCGGACCAUCUUGGUGGAUCCUACAGACCAGCAGCAAAAGAUUUAUCAGCUUCUGUUAGAGGUAGAGGAAGCAGUACUUCAAGAACUCAAGCCAGGUGUGAAAGCCUGUGAUGUAUACAAUGCAGCAGUCAACCUAGUCAAAGAGAAGGAUUCUAAACUUGUAGGAAACCUGACAAAGAAUGCAGGGUUUUUGACAGGAAUUGAAUUUCGUGAAGGCACCAUGGUACUCAAUGCCAAGACAGAGGAAACGGUCAAGAAAGGAAUGAUAUUCAGUAUUAACGUCGGCUUCUCAAACCUGGAGAACUCGGCAGGGAAGGACUCGGCUAGUAAGAAGUACGCCCUCUUCAUUGGAGAUACUGUUAUGGUGAAUGAGGAAGGACCUGCCAAAUUACUGACACCGGUCAAGAAAAAAGUCAAGAAUAUUGGUAUAUUCCUCAAGGGUGAAGAUGAGCAAGAGGAGGAUAAAGAAGAACAAAAGAAGGAACAGGAACAGCUUCUUGGUAAAGGAAUGAGGAGAGCCGUCCUGGAGAGCAAACUGAGGACGGAGACAUCAUCAGAAGAGAAACGUAAACAGCGCCAGCGUGAGUUGGCCGAGGAGAUGAACAGAGAAGCAAGAAUGAGAUUAGCCCAGUCAAAGGAUACAAAGAGUGAAGUCAAGGUGCAGAAAUCUAGCGUUGCCUAUAAGAACCUCUCACAAAUGCCCCGGGAACCAGACAUCAGGAAGUUGCGGAUCUUUGUUGAUAAAAAAUAUGAAUCUGUCAUCCUGCCUGUCUUUGGUGUAGCCACACCCUUUCACAUAUCCUCAAUCAAGAACAUAAGUCAGAGUGUUGAAGGUAACUACACCUAUCUCCGUAUUAACUUCCAUCAUCCCGGCAGUGCCAUGGGAAGAAAUGAGGGUAAUGUCUUCAGCAACCCUGAGGCAACUUUCAUCAAAGAAUUAACAUACAGGAGUUCUAACACCAAGACUCCAGGUGAGUCAACCAUUCCAUCAGCAAACCUCAACCUUGCAUUCCGUCUCAUCAAAGAUGUACAAAAGAAAUUCAAGACAGAAGAGGCAGAAAAGAGGGAAAAGGAGGGUAUUGUGAAACAAGACAAACUUGUCAUCAAUCCCAACCGUGGUAACCCUAAACUGAAGGAUCUUUACAUCAGACCAAACAUUGUUCAGAAGAGAAUGCAAGGAUCGUUAGAAGCACAUGUCAAUGGCUUCAGGUAUACCUCAAUGCGUGGAGAUAAGGUUGAUAUCCUUUAUAACAACAUCAAACAUGCCAUCUUCCAGCCUUGUGAUGGAGAAAUGAUCAUUGUCCUUCAUUUUCACCUCAAGAAUGCUAUCCUGUUUUCAAACAAACGUCAUACCGACAUUCAAGUGUAUACUGAAGUUGGAGAAAUCACCACUGAUCUGCUCAAACAUCAUAAUAUCCACGACAGGGAUGACAUCGCCAGUGAACAGGCUGAAAGGGAGCUGAGGCACAAGCUCAAAUCUGCCUUCAAGAACUUCAUUGAGAAGGUGGAGAGUCAGACCAAAGGAGAUAUUGAGUUUGAGGUUCCAUUCCGAGACCUGGGAUUCCCAGCCGUGCCCCAUAGGAGUACUGUCCUUCUUCAACCAACCAGCAGUUGUAUCAUCAAUGUCACAGAAUGGCCACCUUUUGUGAUCUCCUUAGAUGAGGUUGAAUUGGUUCACUUUGAGAGAGUACAGUUCCACAUCAAGAACUUUGACAUGCUCUUCAUCUUCAAGGACUACUCCCGUAAGGUAGCUAUGGUCAAUGCCAUCCCCAUGAAUCUCCUGGAUCAGGUCAAGGAUUGGCUCAAUUCUUGCGAUAUCAAGUACACCGAGGGUGUCCAAUCUCUUAAUUGGCCUAAGAUCAUGAAGACCAUUGUGGACGACCCUGAAGGGUUCUUCGAAGGGGGUGGAUGGAGCUUCUUGGAGCCAGAAUCAGAGAAUGAGGAAGAUGACGAUGAUGAAGAAGAUGAUGGUGCCUUUGAGCCAUCUGGAUCAGAGUUUGAAGAGAGCGAGUCGGAAAGUGAAUACAGCGAAGGUUCCGAGGAGGAGUCAGAAAGUGACUAUUCAGAGGAGCUUGGGAGCAGCGAAGAGAGCGGAAAGGACUGGGAUGAGUUGGAAGAGGAGGCAGCAGCAGCCGAUCGACGGAAAGACCUGAACAUGGAAGACGAGACCACCAGUUCCAAGAAGGGUAGCAAGCGCGCCCCUCCACCACCGCCUCCCAAGAGGAAACGAUCGGGUGGUGGUAGGCCCUCGCCUGCCAAGAAAUCAAGACGUCGCUGAGAAUUUAAUCAAUGUCAACACAUAUCCACAUCAUCCGAGCCUGAGGGAAAAGUUAUGAAUACAAAGAGUAGUACAGUGAAACCUGUGUAUGGAUACCACCUAAGGGAAAGAAGACAUGUGGUCUUUGUGAGCAGGUGGCCUUUGUGGACAGGUUCCUAUAAUGCACGUUUCAGUGGGGGAACUGUUCAAGGGAAGCAAAAAUUUGUGUUCUUAAUAGACCUGGGGCCCGUUGCAGAAAGAGUUGUGAUCAAAUGUAACUAUAAAUAGCUUGCGCAACUUUAUUUUCAGCCAAUGAAGCACCUGUAUUCGGGACUUGCGCUUUGACCUGCGUUUAAACGCAACUCUUUCUGCAAUAGGCCCCAGGGCUCCGCCUCACGAAGAUUUGCGAUUGAUCCGAUCAACCACUGCUAUGGAAAGCCAGUAACGCCAACGGCUAGAAAGCAUGUGUGUACAAAUUUUUUCUAGGUAUGAUGUGUACUCUUGCAAUUGCCUUGAUAAUUCAAUGUGCUCCUCUGUUUACAAAUGACAUUUUGAAAAUUUACAUUUGGAAAUAUAACAAAGAUGGAUUUCAAUAUUUUCGAGGUUGAUUGGAUCAGAAACAACUCUUUGUGAACACCCCCAGGAUUGUGUAACACGAAGUUUAUCAAUCAAUCGUAGACCCGAUAUCUAUGAUUGAUUACAAUGAUCAUAGUUUACAAUAAAUCAUCCCCACAAUCAAUUGCUAAGCUGUAUGUUAAGGGGUCUGGGACAAUCUUUGGUUUGACAGAUCAAUACCAUUGUGUGCAUACUGCCUCAAGUUGAAUGUGAGUUGCCCAUUCCUCAUGAAAAAUAACCCCUUUUCACAGACUUCUAGAGAAAUCAUCUAUUGUUAUCAUUCACAAACAAGCAAAUAAUAAAGUUGGGUACACAGAAUUCUGUUCGGGGUAAAUUGUUUUGUUGAUGGAAUUUCUUUUAUUUUUUUCUGGAAAACAAUCCUUAGCCACACAAAUCUCAGACAUGGGAGACAAUCUUCCAUACUGGCGAGAAACUGAAUAAUAUUGGCCUCAGAAUUCUUCUUAUAUGGAGUUAUAUAAAAUUGUCCUAUCUAUACUCUAUUCUGAUUAUUGUCCAUGAAAGGUAAAAAAAAAUAAACAUGAAUUGCUCAUAAUUAUAAUUAAGGAUAUGACAAAUGAAUGUUGUCCUUGCCCGUUGUCAGGGCAAAGUUCUAUGCUGCAAUGGCAUGGAUUUAACUCCCGCUCAUACUUGGCUAUGAUUUGACAAUACUGUUUAUAUUGUUGAUGUUAGAUCGGACAAAAGUAAAUUUUUUCCAAAAAAAUCCCAGUCAACUAAAAUAUUCAUUUGGUCUGGUGGCUAAAAUGGCAGCAGGGCAUAGUAAUGAAUUUGGCCAAAACUUAAUUUAUCAUGGUUGGAUCCUCAUAAAAAUAAAAUGCUCCAGUGUGGCAGACAUUUUGACUGUGUCAUCACAAAUUUGUGGGUUUUUUUUAUACCUCCGAUAUCAUGCUCUUGUAUAUAAUUUGAAUAUAUUCAAUGACCAUGAUUGCUAGCUCUGAUUUCUACUCAUUCUAAAGAAAAAAUAAAUUGAUCUUAUAUAAACAGAGGUCUCUUUAUCAAUAUUUACAAUGGAUGGAGUUAUUUAUGCAGAUUAUUCUUGAACGAAAAAAAAAUGAGAGAGACCUUGAGCUGUACAUAUUGUAGAAUGCUGACAAUUUUGUAUGAAGAAAUGGUUUUUCAUGUAUACAACAAUUUGUAAUAUACGUGUUUGUCAAAACAACCAUGAGUUCAAUGUAUAGUUAAAAUCAUUGUAUUGGUAAAUGUGUUGUGAAGUUCCUUUAUUUUCAUGUACAUGGUGCGUGAAAUAUGUCCAAAUAAAUGUAGAAUUUGGGAAUAAA
Molecule: messenger RNA, 5178 nt
Organism: Lytechinus variegatus (green sea urchin)
Lineage: Eukaryota; Metazoa; Echinodermata; Echinoidea; Temnopleuroida; Toxopneustidae
Product: FACT complex subunit SPT16-like
Exons: 24
Coding region: 143-3289 (1048 amino acids)
Biological process (GO): positive regulation of transcription elongation by RNA polymerase II; transcription elongation by RNA polymerase II
Cellular component (GO): FACT complex
Molecular function (GO): nucleosome binding
Source: RefSeq, a predicted model, not a curated record